AUGAGAAUGUCCUCACUGUUCACGACUCCGUCGUCGUCCGCCGUGCGACGUCGCUUGAUCGAAGUCCACCAGGUGUAUGUACACCCUGCGGCAAGGUCACCUUUACGGAUAUCAGCAGUGCAGAAACCAGGCGUUGUUUGUAUACGAACUCCUCUUUGUUUUAACUCUUCUACCAUCGCCCUAGCCUAUCCGGGCAUCUGUCGUCAAUCCUCUCUGGACGCUUCUUUUGUCAAUCAAUCGGCGUUCGCGCAGCAGAACUUGCUGCAGCAUGAUCCUGUACCCUUCAGGCGUGGGCGUCUCUCCUGUACCCCCGUGUUGCCGUCGGUAUCCUCUUUCGUCUCUCCGAGAGGUGUUACUCCCGUCCUGCGUUGCGCGUUCGCUACCUCUCUUUCGUCAUUUCUUCUCCCGGUUUCGCCGACCGCAGAUCGGUCUGGCCUGUCUUCAUUGGGCCUUUGUUCCGCCAGUUUCUCUCCGGGCUGUCCCCUCUGUUUGCGUCUGUCGCUUCUGGGUUCGCUUUCUGCAAUGGCGUGGCGCAACACGAAGGCCGGAAAGUCCCGCAGCGGGCCGUUUUCGCGGCCAGUCGCCACAGUCGCCGCGUCUGCAGCGAACCGGCAGAACGCCAAGCGGGCGGGGAAUGCGGUGAACAUGCCUCUCCCCCCAACGAUGGGCUUUCCAUUGCAGAAAAAAUUUGGUCAGCAUCUUUUGAAGAAUCAAGCCGUUCUGGACAAAAUCGUUCAAGCGGCAGACAUCCGGUCCUCUGACACGGUCCUCGAAAUUGGGCCCGGUACGGGAAAUCUGACAAUGCGUCUGCUUCCCGUGGCUCGCGAAGUGGUUGCGCUUGACGUGGAUUCUCGUAUGGUUAACGAAGUGAAAAAAAGAGCGAUCAGCAACGGCUUCAUGAACCUCGUUGUGAGGCACGGCGACGCGCUUCGCUCGGACCUCGGCGCCUUCGACGUGUGCGCGGCAAACUUGCCGUAUCAGAUCUCGUCGCACUUUCUUCUCCGUCUUCUCGCACAUCGCCCUCCCUUCAGAUGCGCUGUGCUCAUGUUUCAGAAAGAGUUUGGCGAGCGUCUCAUGGCCCAGCCGGGAGACAAGAACUACUGCCGCCUGGCUGCGAACGUCAGUCUCUUCUGUACAGUGCAGAGAGUGUGCAAAGUGGAGGCGAAGCAUUUCACGCCUCCUCCCAAGGUUGACUCGGUCGUUGUUAAAGUCAUUCCCCGCCCUAAACUUCUCGAGGUGGACUUCAAGGAGUGGGAUGGUCUGAUGCGAAUUUGUUUCGGUCGCAAAAAUCGAACCCUUCACGCUCUGUUUCGGCGCUCCUCCGUUCUGGCGAUGCUGGAAACGAACUACAAGACGUGGUGCACUCUCAACAAGCGUGCGCCGACGUCGGAGCCGUUUCGGGACUUCUGCCUCGGCGUCCUCGCCGAGACAGGCUUGGGAGAGCGAAGAAGCAUUACGAUCGACAUAGACACCUACUUCUCUCUUCUCCUUGCUUUCAACAAGAAGGGCAUCCACUUCGUCAACGUCGCCAACCUUCCGGCGGGCGGCCCAGGAGGCGCCAAAUCGGGCGACAUGGCGGUAGACUCUAUGGCUGGCAUCGACGAGUUCUUCUUCUACGACGACGCAGAUGACAAAGAUAUAGGAGACGACGACGAGAACAUGUGA
This is a messenger RNA of Besnoitia besnoiti, 1665 nucleotides long. RefSeq names its product putative ribosomal RNA dimethyltransferase. Gene Ontology annotation, cellular component: mitochondrial matrix. Bases 1 to 1665 code for a protein of 554 amino acids. Gene Ontology annotation, molecular function: rRNA (adenine-N6,N6-)-dimethyltransferase activity. Gene Ontology annotation, biological process: rRNA methylation. The transcript is spliced from 5 exons. The record is from RefSeq and is a predicted model, not a curated record. NCBI's taxonomy places the organism in Eukaryota, Apicomplexa, Conoidasida, Eucoccidiorida, Sarcocystidae.